Messenger RNA from Oncorhynchus nerka (sockeye salmon), 2563 nucleotides. RefSeq lists its product as uncharacterized. The record is from RefSeq and is a predicted model, not a curated record. The transcript is spliced from 6 exons. Bases 340 to 1113 code for a protein of 257 amino acids. NCBI's taxonomy places the organism in Eukaryota, Metazoa, Chordata, Actinopteri, Salmoniformes, Salmonidae.
GUUUGACUAGCCAAAUGAGCACUGGAAUUUGGCCAUGUUUAGAAUGUCUGAUAAUAUCAGGUGCAAAAUAAUGAACGGAAGAGAUUAACAGGAAAAGGAUACAGUAUUACAUAAUAUAGGACGCCGCCACAGAAAUAGACUCUGUGUCUCAUUGUACAGUAGUACAGAACUGUACAGAGAGGGUUCAAAUGUUUCAUGAAAGGUUUGCAUAUUUUGAUAGCGAUUCAAACCUUCGGUAAACUAAACGGCGCAGAGUCAAGAGAGUUAAGAGACGGAAGAGCAGCUACUGCUGUGGAUACAUUCUCUUCAUUGUAAAAUCUAAAUGGCUCUGCAGAUGUGAUGGAAACAUGGCAUAUCCUGGUCUGGCGUAUUUGUCUGAUCCUGGCCCUCUUGCCGCACCUCCACCAGUGCCUGUCAGUGCAUUUCCAGAACAAGGAUCUCCUUUAUGUGGCUCUGGGGAGAGACCUGGUCCUGCAGACCCAGUUCCAGAUUACACCAACAGAGAAGAUCGUCAUGGUGAUUUGGGACUACACGACUGAGAAGGGUCAGGGACAGGUCAGGCUGGCCGAUCACCAAGAUUCACCUGGCAAUCCAAUAGACCAGAAGGGGGCCUUAUUUAGGGUGGAGAAUAUAAGUUCAUCUAACUAUGGAGUCUACAUCAUCACUGUGACUAACCAGAUGGGGAACGAGGAAGAAGCAAAGAUACUUGUUAGAGAGAGUGUUGCUGCUCCUGUGGCGUCUCUGUCCCUCCAGUGUGAGGUGGCCAAUGACAGGGCACAGUGGGACAGCCCAGUGGUUUCCUGGUUGGUGGAUGGGGUAGAGGUCUCCAAUCAGACAGCCAAUCUCUCUGCAGAUGGCAGGAACCUAUACAUGUCUGGAAUGAAGGGCCACAACUACACAUGUGUGGUCAACAGCAGUCUGGGGACUAGUGUUACAAACUACAUCACUGAUUCUUCUACACCAUCCCAAAGUAACCAAUCCUGUGAGACUUGGUGUGUUGUAAUAUUGGCCACCAUCGUCAUCAUCAUCAUCAUCAUCAUCAUAGUGAUUCUAAAGAAAUGUGGAUGUCUCUCCUGGAUAUGCAAACAGCGGAGGACGAAUGGGAUUAUAUGACUUUAGGAGGUCCCUCGCGUUCCAUUAUCAGUCUUAUGACAUUUUGUUGCACACUGAACGAUCACACAAGUCUUUGGCACAGAUGGGCACCUGCGGAGAUGGUAUGAUAUGAGAAGUUUAAAUGUAAUAUUCUAUUGCAGUAUGUCACUCUGCCAGACACCAAUGAUCAUUCCUAUUAAGAGCAGUGGCCCUAUUCCGCAUCAAUAAAAUAUAUUGAUAUGCCUUUUUAUCUAAUUAAAUUGUAUUUGUCACAUGUUUAGCAGAUGUUAUUGUGGGUAUAGUGAAAUGCUUGUUAUUGGUGUAUUUGUAUGCUGAUUUGUGGUAUUUGAUGCAGUGUCUACACGUAUAUUUUGACUUAUUAUAUCUUUGUAUCUUUUUGUUAAGUACUGUAUGCCAUCACAUUUACAAGUUAAAAUUAAACCUAAACCUACUUUUGUGAUGCCUAUGUAUGAUAUAAAGCAAAUGGACAAAUGCACACUUUGUUACAAACUCAGCAAGAAAAUAAACCUCCUCUCACUGUCAACUGCGUUUAUUUUAAGUAAACUUAACAUGUGUAAAUAUUUGUUCGAACAUAACAAUAUUCAACAACUGAGACAUAAACUGAACAAGUUCCACAGACAUGUGACUAUUAGAAAUGGAAUAAUGUAUCCCUAAACAAAGGGGAUCAAAAUCAAAAGUAACAGUCAGUAUCUGGUGUGGCCACCAGCUGCAUUGAGUACUGCAGUGCAUCUCCCCCUCAUGGACUGCACCAGAUUUGCCAGUACUUGCUGUGAGAUGUUACCCCAUGUUGGAUUCUGUAUUUUACAUUAUAGCCAUUAGCAUAUAUAUGAUUAAAUAUUAUCUGAUGUUGGUUGUGUGAGGUGUCUGCAUUUGUGCACUGGAGCAUCAUUAUGAGAUUAAACAACUGCUUGCUACUUGCCUGUUUGUGUGUGACAAGAACUGAGUAACAUGGUGUGACCUGCAUGUUGCAAAACUGUAGAUAACAGCCCAGCAGAUGCUUUGUCCUUGUGUUUGUAUGUAACAAUAUUGAGCACAUGGUGUGACUUGCUGUAUCUUACAAAGUUGUGAUAGGGAGGGGUGGUCAUCACAAGGUUUAACUGAGAUGGAAAAAUACUGAACAACACAAUAGCAGGAACUGAGCAACUGUUAUAACUAGGGGGUGAUACCAGAACAGUAGGAAUCGACAGAAGGAGGACUCCAAGAAGCGCCAAGAGGCGGGGACCCGCCUGAGCGCCUGCGAUAGGCUGGGCAAGUUUAAACCACGCCCAGCCUCUACUGUGAUAGGCCAACAGAUGGGUUGGAACUAUGUCUAUCACAGUAUAAAGAAUACUGUUUACAUACAUCCUGUCAGUUCUCUGUUCUGCCCUGCGUGGUAUUACAGUGAGCCUGUAUAUACGAAAGUUGCAUUUGCCAUUUAUUACUUAGCUAAUAAAAAAUACAUAGUAUACAA